Acaulospora morrowiae is the source of this 1914-nucleotide messenger RNA. NCBI's taxonomy places the organism in Eukaryota, Fungi, Glomeromycota, Glomeromycetes, Diversisporales, Acaulosporaceae. The record is from the annotation of a GenBank genome assembly.
AUGAGACGCGUGCCUAUUCUAUCAUUAUCAAGUUCAUACAGAGCGCGUUUCGGUUAUUUCAAAGGAGAUUUUUGUAUUGGAAAGGGGUUUAAGCAUUAUAGCGAUGUAGCUUGUAAGAUUCAACAGUCAGUUGAGGGCCUCACGUGUGAAGGUACAAGACAACAAUCGCAAUCAACCUUACGCCCGUAUCAACAGGAAUGCAUCGAAACUUGCCUACGCAAAUUUCUAGAAGACAAGGUAAAGCGUCAGAUCGUAUCUUUACCUGUAGGAAGUGGGAAAACGGUUAUCUUUUCAAAUUUAAUCCGAAACAUUCCCCCACCCUAUCCAGGCGCAGAUAAAGUUCUCGUACUAGCUCACAGAGAAGAACUCCUUGAUCAAGCGUAUAGGCAAAUUAGUAAAUUCUCACCAGAUUUGACAUUGGAAAUAGAUCAAGGGGAAAGGAAUGCAAUAGGAAAUGCCAAUGUUAUUAUCGGAAGUGUGCAGACACUAGGAAGGACAGAUUCAGAUCGCAUCAAAAAAUAUGAUCCAUCCAAUUUCAAAGCUAUUAUCAUCGAUGAGGCCCAUCACGCUCCAGCGAAUACUUAUCGUAGAAUAUUAGAAUACUUUGGCGCAACCAAUAAAGAUACUCACAUGUUUAUAUGGGGGUGUUCGGCAACGGUUCGGAGGAACGAUGGAGUUGCGUUGGGAGAGAUUUUCGAUGAAAUAUCCUACCACAGGGACUUUUUGGAUAUGAUAAAUGAAAAAUGGCUAUGCAAUCUUCGAGUGACGACUGUUAAAACCGAUUUUGACUUGUCCAACGUCAAAAGUAACAAUGCAGACUUUAUAGAAAGCGAUCUUUCUAAAUAUGUCAAUGUGCGACCACGCAAUGAAAUGAUUGCACGCACAUAUCUCGCACUGGCAGAAAGUAGAAAAUCGACUCUUGUGUUUGGCGUGGACAUUAAGCAUGUGGAAGCUCUCAAGGAGACGUUCCAGGAAUUUGGCAUCACGGCUUCCUCCAUAACAAGUAAAACUAAGAAACAUUUACGUUCAGAAAUAUUGAAUGACUUUAAAUCAAUGAAGUUUCCAGUUUUGGUUAAUUGUGGGAUUUUCACAGAAGGAGCAGAUAUACCUAAUAUUGAUUGUAUUAUCAUGAGUCGUCCAACGAAAUCGCCGGUGCUCUUUCAACAAAUGAUCGGACGUGGAAUGCGCCUUGCUGAAGGAAAAGAAGAUUGCUUGGUUUUGGAUUUUAUUGAUUCAUAUGUCCAUUUUCCGGAUUUAGUUACUGUUCCAUCUUUACUAGGACUGAAAUCUGACACCGAGAUGAAAGAUCAGGAUAUACAAAGAAUUCCGAGUGAGCCGAGUGAGCCGAAGCUAGAGCUUCAAUAUGAAUUUCCGAACAUAGAAAAAAUUAAAAUUACCGAAUAUGACAAUCCCGUUGAACUUAUUGAAGCUUGUUCUGGUGCCUUAAACAUCAGAAGAAUAUCUAGAUUUUCAUGGAUUAAGAUAGGAGAUGAUUCUUAUGUAUUACCGUUGCUUUACGUCGGGAAUUUAAGAGUGGAAAAAGAAAAUGACGGACUAUAUCGCGUUAGAUUGCGUAAGCGAGAAAUCAAAAUGAUAAAAAACAAGCCAAUUCCUAUGACUUUUUUCGUCAGCUUACCAAUUACGCAUGACUCGCUAGAGUCUGUUAUACGUUCAUGUGAUCAUUGGGUAGAAAGACAGGAUAAAAAUGUCGUUUCACCAGCAUUGUGGCACGCUAAAUGGCGAAAAGAGCAAAUAACAGAUCGACAGAUGAAGUUUUUAAAGAAAAAAAUAUCACUGGACGAUCAGGUAUUAAAGAAGCUGAAUAGAGGUCAAGCAGCAAAUUUGAUGGCAAAAAUGAUAGAAGGUGCGGAUAAAAAUCGGAAGAAAUCAUUCGAGAAAGAAGCUGAAAAAUAA